GACGAGUUCUGCGAGGCGCUCGGGCAGCUGCACGACACGGUGGACGCCCAGUGGAGCGAGGGCGUGAGGCCAGAGGCCGUGCAGGCGCGGCUGAACGGCGAGGGGUUGGCCCUGCGGCAGCUCGACGAGGUGUCCGCGUCGAGCGGCAGCAUCGCCGAGGUGUUUUUCGGGGAGCUGGAGGACGGCACCGAGGUGGCGGUGAAGUGCCUCCGCCCGGGCAUCCGGACCCUGCUCGAGGGGGACCUCCGCUGGCUGCUGAUGGCCAGCCGCUGGGCGGACCACCACCUCCCGCGGAGCGGAAUCGGCAAGGCCGCGGAGGAUUUCGCUGAGCAAGUGUGGAUGCAGAUGGAUUUCGACAUCGAGUCCAGCCACCUGUCCAGGUUCCGCAGCAACUUCGCGCGCUCGGGCGAGAGCAUCGCCUUCCCGGCGCCGUUGUUCACUGCGCCGGACCUACUCGUCUUGACGAGGGAGCGGGGCCACAACGUAGCGCACCUCUUCCGUCAGGCGGACGAGGUGAGGAAGCAGGCCGCGAGCUCGGCCGCCGCCGCCCAGCCGGCGGACGGCUCGCAGGCGUCCACUGGCAAAGUGGAGCGCCAGACUGUGCGGCCAGAGCACCUGCGUCAGGUGCUCGGCAUGUCAGACGAGGCCUGCCAGGCCGUGGCCCACGCGGGCAUGGGCUGCUUCAUGCGGAUGCUGUUUAUGGACUGCUUUAUUCAUGGGGACAUGCACCCAGGGAACCUCAUACUGCGGCUGAAGGACGAGUCCGAGGGCUUCGUCCGGUCGCCGCUCCAGCGGGCGGCCGACUGGCUGGCCCGCCUCGCGGGCCGGUCGCCGUGGCAGCCCUUCGAGCUCGUGGUUUUGGACGCGGGGCUGGCCAUACCAAUGGCGAGACAAAAGGUCGACGCGCUCCGCUCCCUGGCGCUCUCCAUCAUGUACCAGGACUACUCGAGGGCCGCCGACAUCUUGUAUUCGGAGAGCCCCGACAGCUCCCAGUGCCAGGACCCGAGCGCCUUCAAGAUGGAGAUCGCUGAGAUUUUCCGAGGCCAGGCAUCGGCAGUACCUGCAGAUCGGGGACGCCGCCCUGAAGGCGCUGCAGGCCGUGCACAAGCACCAGGUUGGCAUCGACACCACCCUGACCUGGGUGUUGUUGUCCAUGCUCAGCGUGGAGGGUGCGUCUCGCCAGUUCUACAGCGAGGUCGACGCCACGUUCGCGGCGGUGCAGUACAUCGUGACGCUGCCCAACAUCUUGCGGGAGCUCUCGCGAGACCUCUCCUGGGCCACGGCCAAGGAGAUGCUGACGCAGCGCGUGAUGGAGGGUUUCGGCCUGGACUACUGGGCGCGCCGGAACCGCGAGAGCGCGGAGUAUGCAGCCUGGAGCGUCAACUCUGGUCUUACGAAGCCGGCUGCCGCGGCCUGAACUCCGCGAUGCCAGCCCCCCUGCCGAGGCAGCGGUUCACCUCUUGCGCGUGUGUGUGA
Messenger RNA from Prorocentrum cordatum, 1476 nucleotides. Lineage: Eukaryota; Dinophyceae; Prorocentrales; Prorocentraceae. The record is from the annotation of a GenBank genome assembly.